Zygotorulaspora mrakii is the source of this 1575-nucleotide messenger RNA. RefSeq names its product kinase-regulated stress-responsive transcription factor SKN7 (gene SKN7). The record is from RefSeq and is a predicted model, not a curated record. Gene Ontology annotation, molecular function: sequence-specific DNA binding; phosphorelay response regulator activity; DNA-binding transcription factor activity. Lineage: Eukaryota; Fungi; Ascomycota; Saccharomycetes; Saccharomycetales; Saccharomycetaceae. Gene Ontology annotation, biological process: phosphorelay signal transduction system; regulation of DNA-templated transcription. Bases 1 to 1575 code for a protein of 524 amino acids. The transcript has a single exon.
AUGAAUGUUACCGACAGUGAUAUGAGCGUUAGUCGACCUGGUACAGCAAAUACUACAAACAAUGCAAAUUCCGGUGCGAAAGCACCUUCAAAUGAUUUCGUGCGCAAGCUGUUCGGAAUUCUUGAACGCUGCGAAUAUCCUGAUAUUGUGCGCUGGACAGAGGGUGGUGAAAGUUUUGUUGUGCUGGAUACUGGCAAGUUUACGACAUGCAUAUUACCUAAUCACUUCAAGCAUUCAAAUUUUGCGAGUUUUGUUCGUCAAUUAAACAAGUACGACUUUCACAAAGUUAAAAAGACACCCGAAGAAAAGCAAUAUUCACAGUAUGGCGAAUUAAGCUGGGAGUUCAAGCAUCCAUUUUUUUUAGUUCACAACGAAUCAGCACUUGACAAUAUCAAGCGGAAAACUACUGCCCAGAAGAAAAGUUCAUCAAACGACAAUAACAAUAUUUUGGGGCCUUUUGAACAUCAGGCACCUCAUGAAAUUUCUUCAACAGGCUCUGUGCCAUCCAAUGUUGUUUCAAAAGAGAAAUUUAAUCUAUUGAAAAAGAAAGUGGACAAGCUCCAAAAAGAAUUAGAUAUCUCGAAGCAUGAAAACAACAAUGCAAAAUUAGAGUUCCAGAAACUUAAUUCCAAAUACAACACAAUGAUAGAAAGCUUGCUCACUUUUAAGACCUUGAAUGACAACCUGGUCAAUAAUUUUGGAACUCUCUGCACAACACUAGCCAGCAAAGGAGUAGAGCUGCCACAGACAAUUUAUGAUUACGUCAACUUGAAUGAAUCUUUGAACAAACAUACAACCGCAGGAAACAUGCAAUUAAAAUCAUUUGAGCUGAAUAAUGGUGUCGAUUCUAUGGUACCAGGUAGGCCGCCAACAUUACAGUCUGCCCCCUCCAAUCUAACACCUGCGGCAGAUUCAUCAUUUCAUGGUGGUUUGCCUAAUAAUGGAGAGCGAGAUUUGAGAAAUGAAAGUACAGAAAAUUCGAUACUCAGAGAAGGGUUUCAUGUUUUACUAGUCGAAGACGAUGCUGUUUGUAUACAGCUAUGUUCUAAGUUCCUUAGGAAAUAUGGCUGUACGGUAGAGGUUGUUACGGAUGGUCUGUCGGCUAUUACUACCCUAGAAAAGUUUAGAUAUGAUCUGGUACUAAUGGAUAUUGUAAUGCCAAAUUUGGAUGGGGCUACCGCAACAUCUAUUGUUAGGAGUUUUGAUAACCACACACCAAUCAUAGCCAUGACGGGCAAUAUCGAGGAUCAGGAUCUUAUUACGUACCUGCAACAUGGUAUGAAUGAUAUCCUAGCUAAGCCAUUUACUAGAGAUGACUUGCAUUCUAUGCUAAUUAGAUAUCUGAGAGACCGGAUACCUCUUUCGAAACAGCAUGAACAGAGGCAAACACAGUCACCAUCGAUAUCUCAAACAACACCCCAUUCGCAGUCUCAUUCAAGGCCGCCACUGCGAGAGCAGCAGUCAAUUCAAGCCGCUUCUGAAGAUGGCUCCCGUGUUGCAUCGUCAACGAUUUCAGAAAGCGAUAUAAAUGGUUUAAUACAAGAUGAGCCUUUGCUCAAAAAACAGCGAGUAUAA